Molecule: messenger RNA, 514 nt
Organism: Leptidea sinapis
Lineage: Eukaryota; Metazoa; Arthropoda; Insecta; Lepidoptera; Pieridae
Gene: RpS15A
Product: 40S ribosomal protein S15Aa
Exons: 3
Coding region: 101-490 (129 amino acids)
Biological process (GO): translation
Cellular component (GO): cytosolic small ribosomal subunit; ribosome
Molecular function (GO): structural constituent of ribosome
Source: RefSeq, a predicted model, not a curated record
GACGUUUUAAUGCGUUCACCAAAUUUCUGAAAAGUGAAAAACAAUUCUUUUUAGCUAACCUGUCAUUUUAGCAAGUUGAGGCGGGUUUUAAAUCCUAGCCAUGGUGCGUAUGAAUGUAUUGAGUGAUGCGUUAAAAUCUAUCCACAAUGCUGAGAAGAGAGGGAAAAGGCAAGUGCUGAUCCGGCCUUGCUCAAAAGUAAUCGUCAAAUUUCUGACUGUGAUGAUGAAGCAUGGCUAUAUUGGAGAGUUUGAAAUCGUAGAUGAUCACAGAGCUGGAAAAAUUGUGGUCAACUUGACAGGAAGAUUAAAUAAAUGUGGUGUUAUAUCGCCUAGAUUUGAUGUACCUAUUAACGACAUUGAGAGGUGGACCAACCUUUUACCUUCCCGACAGUUUGGAUACCUAGUGCUUACUACCAGUGGUGGUAUCAUGGACCAUGAAGAAGCGAGACGGAAACACUUGGGAGGAAAAAUAUUAGGUUUCUUCUUUUAAUCUAAUACAUUAAGUUAAAAUGUA